Rattus norvegicus (Norway rat) is the source of this 2241-nucleotide messenger RNA. It is a transcript of the gene Bag4, whose product is annotated as BAG cochaperone 4. The record is from RefSeq and is marked validated. The coding region runs from base 314 to 1687 and encodes 457 amino acids. NCBI's taxonomy places the organism in Eukaryota, Metazoa, Chordata, Mammalia, Rodentia, Muridae. Gene Ontology annotation, molecular function: protein-folding chaperone binding. The transcript has 5 exons. Gene Ontology annotation, cellular component: cytoplasm.
GGGCGUUCGGUCGCAGACAACGUUUUCUUCCUUUCUAGUCAGUGAAGUGAAGUCCAGGUCGGAAGGGCGGAGAAUAGGCGUUUCCUCACUCGUGACAAGCGCUGUCCCUCGCCUCGCUUUCCUGCUCCGAGGCCCGGGUUGAUCCGUACAGUCCAUGACCGCUCGGCACUCGGCGUGCAAGGGGCGGGACCGGCUCGGGAUUGGCUGUAGCCGUCCUAACCCCCUUCGCCGCCCGCCAAUACCUGUGGCCCGCAGGCGCCUGCGCAAUGGGACGGCCGUGGGGGGCGGGAAGCGCUUCGCGGCAGCGGAGCCCAUGUCGGCCCUGAGGCGCUCGGGCUACGGCCCCAGUGACGGCCCUUCGUACGGCCGCUACUACGGGCCCGGGGGCGGCGAUGUCCCGGUCCACGUACCUCCGCCCUUAUACCAUCCGCUUCGCCCGGAGCCUCCCCAGCCUCCGGUUUCCUGGCGAGGGCGCGGGGGCGCCCCGGCCGAGACCACCUGGCCGGGAGAAGGCGCAGGUGGUGAUGGCUACUACCCCUCUGGAGGCGCCUGGGCAGAACCGAGCAGAGCUGGAGGAGGCCACCAGGAACAGCCACCAUAUCCUGGUUAUAACUCUAACUACUGGAAUUCUGUGCGACCCAGGGCUCCGUACCCAAGCACAUACCCUAUGAGGCCAGAGUUACAAGGCCAGAGUCUGAAUUCUUACGCAAAUGGAGCAUAUGGCCCACCUUACCCUCCUGGCCCUGCAACAGCAAGUGCUGCCUCUUACUCUGGGGCUUACUACGUACCUGGCUAUGCUCAAGGCACUUACUCCACGGACAUUCCUAGCACCUACCGUUCACCUGGUAACAGCCCGACUCCAGUGUCGCGUUGGAUGUAUCCCCAGCAGGACUGUCCGACAGAAGCGCCUCCUCUGCGGGGUCAGGUGCCGGGGUAUCCUGCUUCACAGAACCCUGCAAUGACCUUGCCCCAUUAUCCUUACGGAGAUGGCAACCGCACUGUGCCACAGUCUGGAGCAACUGGACGACCACAAGAUGAUGCAUGGGCUUCUAGUGCUUACGGGAUGGGAGCCCGUUAUCCCUGGCCUUCAGCUGCACCCUCAGCCCCCUCUGGGAACCUGUACAUGACGGAAAGUGCUUCACCAUGGCCCGGUAACAGUUCUCCUCAGCCACCUCCUUCACCUCCACCCCAACAGCCUAAGGACUCCUCAUAUUCCUAUAGCCAAUCGGGUCAAGGCAUGAACCGGCACAGCUUUCCUUGCAGCGUCCGUCAGUAUGAAUCUCCGGGAGCAGUGAACAAUGAUGAAUCAGACCUUUUGGAUUCUCAAGUCCAAUAUAGUGCUGAGCCGCAGUUGUAUGGGAAUACCAGCAGUGAGCAUCCAAGCAACCAAGUUCCCAGUAAUAAUCUCCCUGAAGAGUGUUUCUCUUCAGAUGAAGGCACUCCUCCAAGUAUUAAAAAAAUCAUACAUGUGCUGGAGAAGGUCCAGUAUCUUGAGCAAGAAGUAGAGGAGUUUGUGGGGAAAAAGACAGACAAAGCCUACUGGCUUCUGGAAGAAAUGCUGACAAAGGAACUGUUAGAACUGGAUUCUGUUGAAACUGGGGGCCAGGACUCUGUGCGUCAGGCCAGGAAAGAAGCUGUUUGUAAGAUCCAGGCCAUACUGGAAAAGUUAGAAAAAAAGGGAUUAUGAAAUAAUUCGGAAUGCAGCGGAAGCCUGUUAAUGAUUUGGCCAAAGAACUCUUUAAUUUGGUUAGUUCCCAUCUUUUGAAAUGCCUGUUGUGACAAGAAGCAACACAUUCCAACUUUCUUCUGAGCUAAAACUUGAAAGGAAAAAGAACUGGAAAAGCCAGCAGAGGAAUGGAAUUGCAGCAGUGACAAGAUUCUUUUCAGUUUUCAGAUGACUGCACAUAAUAGGAAACUGGAAUUAUCAGUAUUGCCAAGUAGACCUACUUCUUACGAAACCCACUGAUGUCUGGAGGCUGCUGCUUAUCAGGUCGCAGGAGGGAGAUAGACUUAUGUAACAGGUUGUCAAAAACCGGAUCUGAGACAAGCAGGCUGUUUUGUAAGCAUCUGGACUGUCACAUUUUUGUGCAUUGUGACUGCAUAUACUUCAUGUGUAUAUUAUAGCCUAGACUCUUGGACCUCUGUUCUGUUUUCUUACCAGCAGGUCACAGAUGUAAUACUAUUCUACUUCUUCGUACAUUUUGUAGUAAUAUGUUUAAUAUAAUCAAAUAUUGGCAGCCA